AUGGAGCCAGACAGAACUCAGAUAAAACUUGACCCCAGGUACACAGCAGGUCUUCUGGAGUUACUGAAAACCAACUACAGCGUCCCUUCUGCCUGCUUCUCUCACGCUCCCACUGCAGCCCAGCUUCUGAGAGCUCUGGGUCCUGCAGAAAUUGCCCUCACAGUCAUUAUGACUUUGUUCACCCUGGGCUCGGUCAUCAUCUUCCUGGAAGAUGCUGUCUACCUGUACAAGAACACUCGAUGCCCCAUCAAGAGGGGGACCCUGCUCUGGAGCAGCUCUGCACCCACGGUUGUGUCUGUGUUCUGCUGUUUUGGUCUCUGGAUCCCUCGUUCCCUCAUGCUCGUGGAAAUGGCCAUAACCUCGUAUUACGCGGUAUGCUUUUACCUGAUGAUGAGAGUCAUGGUGGAAGGCUUUGGUGGGAAGGAGGCGGUACUGAGGAUACUGAAGGACACUCCAAUGAUGGUCCAUACAGGCCCCUGCUGCUGCUGCUGUCCCUGCUGCCCCCCACUAAUGCUCACCAGGAAGAAGCUUCAGCUGCUGAUGCUGGGCCCAUUCCAGUACGCCUUCUUCAAGAUAACACUGAGCCUGGUGGGCCUGUUUCUCAUCCCUGAUGGCAUCUAUGACCCAGCAGACAUUUCUGAGGAAAGCACAGCUCUGUGGAUCAACACUGUCCUUGGUGUGUCCACACUGUUGGCUCUCUGGUCCCUGGCCAUCAUCUUCCGUCAAGCCAAGAUGCACCUGGGCGCACAGAAUAUAGGAGCCAAAUUUGUCCUCUUUCAGGUGCUCCUCAUCCUGACUGCCCUGCAGCCAUCCAUCUUCUCAGUCUUGGCCAACAAUGGGCAGAUUGCAUGUUCACCUCCCUAUUCCUCUAAAAUCAGGUCUCAAGUGAUGAAUUGCCACCUCCUGGUACUGGAGACUUUUCUAAUGACUGUGCUGGCACGCAUGUACUACCGAAGGAAAGACAACAAGGUUGGAUAUGAACCUUUUUCUUCCUCAAACCUGGAUUUGGUCCAAGGUGGACAUUGAAAAAGACACUGUACACAUUAAACGGGCACAAGAUUUCCUUACAGUCCCUCAACGUUGACCAAACGGGGAUGGAUUCCAUUUUCAGCACAAGCUGGCAGAUUACAUUUGACUGUGAGAGAUGAAGGAGAAUUAUGUAAUAGGAUGGAAUUAUUUUGGAUCUUGCCUGGAGAAGGUAUUUUAAGUUUUACAAUAAACAGGAUAGAGUUUAAAAUUCUAUAAUUGUACUGUAUGGUGACUAACAUAAUAAAAAAAACUCUUACCAAAAAAAAAAAUUCUGUAAUUGGGUACAUUGCCUCUGUGGGUGACACUAUUAGCCCUUGAAGUUUGUAUACUGAAAGGUCACUCUGAGUUUUCCCAAAGCCAAUGAAAGGGGGGAAAAUAUAUGGUAGUUUGCCUGCUAUAAGAACAGGAGUAGAAGUCAACCAGGCAAACCCUUAUGUUUAUUGCAGCAUUAUUCACAAUAACCAAGACAUGGAACCAACCUAAGUGUCCAUCAAUAGAUGAAUGGAUAAGGAAA
Ailuropoda melanoleuca (giant panda) is the source of this 1543-nucleotide messenger RNA. RefSeq names its product solute carrier family 51 member A (gene SLC51A). The transcript has 9 exons. NCBI's taxonomy places the organism in Eukaryota, Metazoa, Chordata, Mammalia, Carnivora, Ursidae. The record is from RefSeq and is a predicted model, not a curated record. Bases 1 to 1026 code for a protein of 341 amino acids.